CAACAAGUAAGUAUAUAAACUGUGACACAUUCGGCCAUGUGUUUUGUUGUAAAUAAUUUGAACUCUCUGCACCUACUGCGUGAAAACAAAUCAACUCGCCAUAGUGAGACAUACCUGUGCACGCACAUCCACCAGUUAAGCUAUAUCGAAGUGUGUGUUUACUUGCAUUUUCAAAUAAGAAGUUUUAGUCUCCAGCUGUGGUAUAUAUAGUUAAUUCAAGAUGCCCGCAGCAGUAGAUGAGGUGAUCACCUCUACCCCAAAAAAGUCAUCAAAGAAAGGCAGCAAGAAAAGCAGCGCGAAGACGGACAAGAAAGGCGAAAGCACUGGCACUACUCAGACAACAGACACUAGUACACAGAAAAAGGAGAAAUUCUCUGGUAAAAGUAAGAAGAGUCACAAGACCGACAAAUCAGACAAGAAGCAAGAAGAAGGUACAGCUACGGUACAGUCAUCAGCACCCGCAACAACAGCUACUAGUACUAGCACCGAGUCUGACAAGAAAAAGUCUAGCAAGAAAGAGAAGAAAUCCAGUAAAAAGGAGAAAAAGUCGGGCAAGAGUAGUAAAAGAGAUGAAGUAGCUCCUGUCACUAGUGAAAUUGAAACCGAGGUAAAAAAGAACGAUGCUACUAGUAAGAAAGCAAAGGAUUCUGGGAAGAAGACAAAAAAGGAUACCACGAAGGAGAUUAGGGGGAAGAAGAUCGCAGAGUCCAAUACAGUUUCAAAUUCGAGUAUAGUGGUGAAUGAUGGCAAGCCUAGCUUGGUAGACCAGCUGUCUCGUGCGACAGUUGCUAAGGAAGUGGGCCCUGCGGUGUUGAAGGCGGUGAAUACCAGUGAGAUGCUGGGUAGUACCGAUGGCGAUACUGAUGCUGAUGGCGAUGAUGCUUCAGAUGAUGAGAUGCCCCAGGCAAUCCUUAAGGAGGAGGCUGAUGUUACUGCCAGUGAUACCGAAAAGGACUGGGAAAUGAUAGAGGCCGCGUCUGGAGAUGAGGGAACGGUACAAAAGUCUGAAGCGGACACCAAAGAAAAGAAAGUGGAUACUCAGGAGAAGGAGGUGAAGAAUGAAGAGAGCAAGAAAAGUGAGAGUUCAAGUGCGGCUGGGGACAUUGUGAGUGCGAUAGCAGGGGCUAUUGGGGGCCUUUUUAGUGUGACGGCUGUUGCACCGCAAGCUGUGGUGGCCAAGACGUGGGUGCCUGUGGAGAAGGGCGAAGACGUAGUGGAAAAGGAAAACAAGAAGAAGAUUAAGGACGAGAAACGCCGCAAGUACCAAGAAGCUCACGGAGAUGACGAUGUGAGCAAGGAGGAGAAGGAAGCGUUGUAUGUGGUGAAGCCUAAGAACUACGCAGAGGUCGAGAGUGAUCACGACAGUGACGACGAAGACGAGGUGGCGUACAAGAGCCAUGUGAAUGAUGGAAUCAGUGAUUUGAGUGAUUUGAGCGAUGAUUCGGAUGCCGAGUCUGAGUCUGAGGAUGAAGAGAUCGUGGAGGUCAAAGAUCAUAAAAUGUAA
This is a messenger RNA of Sphaeroforma arctica JP610, 1504 nucleotides long. RefSeq lists its product as hypothetical. The transcript is spliced from 2 exons. The coding region runs from base 221 to 1504 and encodes 427 amino acids. The record is from RefSeq and is a predicted model, not a curated record. Lineage: Eukaryota; Ichthyosporea; Ichthyophonida.